AUGGAAUUGGAGGGCGAGUGUUCCAGUUUGCACCAAUACACUCCAGUGGAGGUAACACCCAGCAGGAGGGAACGUGUAGGUCGAAAGCACGUGCACCGGGUAGAAUGGGAACUUGUUACGCCCGACACGGUUUCCCCCCUCAGGGCUGACACUGUGCGGCCCGCGGUCGCGCUCGGGGCGGGAGUGACGCCGGUCUCUGCCCUAGGGAUCCGCUUCAACACCGGCGCCGGGCAGCACAUCCUGAAGAACCCGCUCGUGGUCAACAGCAUCAUCGAGAAGGCUGCCCUGCGACGUACAGAUGUCAUUCUGGAAGUGGGCCCUGGAACUGGUAACCUGACAGUGAAGAUGUUGGAGAAAGUAAAAAAAGUGAUUGCUUGUGAAAUUGACCCCAGACUUGUUGGUGAACUUCAGAAGAGAGUCCAGGGCACGUGUCUGGCAAACAAACUUGAAAUCAAGGUUGGAGAUAUCCUGAAAACAGACUUGCCAUUCUUUGAUGCAUGUGUGGCUAACUUGCCUUACCAGAUUUCUUCACCUUUUGUUUUCAAGUUGUUGCUUCAUAGACCUUUUUUCAGGUGUGCAAUACUUAUGUUUCAAAGGGAAUUUGCACUUCGUUUGGUUGCAAAACCAGGAACUAAACUAUACUGUAGACUCUCUAUUAACACUCAGUUAUUAGCUCGAGUCGACCACCUCAUGAAGGUUGGAAAGAACAACUUCAGGCCUCCUCCCAAAGUUGAAUCCAGUGUUGUCAGAAUAGAGCCAAAGAACCCACCACCACCUAUCAACUUCCAGGAGUGGGAUGGUCUGGUAAGGAUAGCCUUUGUUAGGAAAAACAAGACUCUCUCUGCAGCAUUUAAGUCAAGUGCUGUAGAGCAGUUGCUGGAUCAUAAUUACCGAAUUCAUUGUUCCUUACAUAAUACAGAAAUUCCUGAAAACUUCAAAAUUGCAGAGAAAAUACAGAUGGUCCUAAAAAAUACAGGUUAUUCUGAAAAAAGAGCCCGUUCAAUGGAUAUAGAUGAUUUCAUUAGAUUGCUGCAUGGCUUCAAUUCAGAAGGCAUCCAUUUCUCAUAG
Molecule: messenger RNA, 1068 nt
Organism: Chaetura pelagica (chimney swift)
Lineage: Eukaryota; Metazoa; Chordata; Aves; Apodiformes; Apodidae
Gene: DIMT1
Product: DIM1 dimethyladenosine transferase 1 homolog (S. cerevisiae)
Exons: 12
Coding region: 1-1068 (355 amino acids)
Biological process (GO): rRNA methylation
Cellular component (GO): mitochondrial matrix
Molecular function (GO): rRNA (adenine-N6,N6-)-dimethyltransferase activity
Source: RefSeq, a predicted model, not a curated record